Molecule: messenger RNA, 828 nt
Organism: Abrus precatorius (Indian licorice)
Lineage: Eukaryota; Viridiplantae; Streptophyta; Magnoliopsida; Fabales; Fabaceae
Product: cytokinin riboside 5'-monophosphate phosphoribohydrolase LOG1-like
Exons: 7
Coding region: 67-696 (209 amino acids)
Biological process (GO): cytokinin biosynthetic process
Cellular component (GO): nucleus; cytosol
Molecular function (GO): hydrolase activity, hydrolyzing N-glycosyl compounds
Source: RefSeq, a predicted model, not a curated record
CCAUUUUGUCAAGUUGUGGGACAUAGAAGCUGCUCCAGUUUGUGUGUGUGUGAGAAAGAGAAAGAGAUGGAGAAAGAAACAGAGAUGAAGCAAUCCAAGUUCAAGAGGAUUUGUGUGUUCUGUGGCAGUAGUCCAGGGAACAAAACUAGUUAUAAGGAUGCUGCUAUUGAGCUUGGAAGGGAAUUGGUGUCAAGAAAUAUUGAUCUAGUGUAUGGAGGGGGCAGCAUUGGUUUGAUGGGGUUGAUUUCUCAGGCUGUUUAUGAUGGUGGUCGCCAUGUAAUUGGAGUUAUUCCCAAGACACUUAUGCCAAGAGAGCUUACUGGAGAAACAGUGGGGGAAGUGAAGGCUGUAGCAGACAUGCAUCAAAGGAAAGCAGAGAUGGCUAGGCGCUCUGAUGCCUUUAUUGCCUUACCCGGUGGUUAUGGGACACUUGAAGAACUCCUUGAGGUGAUAACGUGGGCUCAACUUGGCAUCCAUGAUAAACCGGUGGGAUUGCUGAAUGUUGAUGGAUACUACAAUACAUUUUUGUCUUUCAUUGACAAAGCUGUGGAGGAAGGCUUCAUCAGCCCCACCGCACGCCAUAUAAUUGUAUCCGCCCCAACACCAAAAGAGCUUGUCAAAAAUAUGGAGGAAUAUUUCCCACAACACGAAAGAGUUGUAUCCAAGGUUAGCUGGGAAAAUGAACAGCUACAUUAGUCCUCAUAUUGUGAAAGUUGAGGAUGAUGGAAAUUUGAUGUAGAAGAUAGUUGUUAGUGACAAUGUCAAAUAGUUAGACUAUUAUCUUAGAUGACCACAAUUUCCUCAACCCGGAUUCUUUCUGCUCUUACA